UUUAAAGUGCGCCAAUUUACUCUGCGUAAUCGUAUUGUGAGUUUUGAAGAAGGUUAUAUGGAACCUGUAAAUGAUGGCCCUCCUGUGUUCUUUAAUAACGUCUAACCACGUUUAUUAUCUCGGAAAUGAAAGCGCAAGAUGAGAGGAAAUCCACACAAUAUAACCAAAAGCGACAUUCGCGCGCACAUAUGUGCCAGAGAGGCCGGCUGAGGACCUAAUUUGGAUACUAAUUGGAUUAAUAAAUAUCGAAUUGUCGGGAUGUCGAAAAGCAAGUUAAAGAAAUCCUCGAUGCCAGGCGGUGUCACUAAAGGUUCAAUGAGCAUUGAAAGAUUCUUCGAGAGCACAAAGAAACAUUUGGUCAUCCAGAAGGAGGUACCAGUGGGAAACAAAACUAUAGCUAGCAGUAAAAAUAUGGUCAGUGUCAAAAGCAUGGUCUUUAACCUUUUAGGGAGCAGUGAUGAGGAGGACUUUGAAGAGAAUCUUCUCCAGUCACCGAUUGUAAGUGGAAGCAACUUCUCAAUCCCAGAAACUCCUGAGAGUCAAAUAGAAUCACUAGGGGGGAAGAAACUAGGCAGAACUUUGCCCUUGUCACCCUUGCCACAAAACCAAGAUUUGAGAGGCUUGCCUUCCUCUGAGAGUACCUCACAUACCCCUCAAAGGCUUGAUGUGUCAAAGCAGAAAGGCCGGAACCUCAGGCUGGGCCCAUUAAAAAGGUCGGUGCAAAGCCCAGAAUCGGUACAGGAUGCCAAACGAGUAAAGAAACUCGCCCCGGCUCUAAAGGAGGCUGUGAAGGGCAAUGGCAGCUUUUUUAGAGAGAGUUUGAAGAUUAUAUCUGACUUGUCAAGAGAAGUCAAACAACUUGACUCUCCAAAAAAAAAUUUGAACUGUAACCCACAUAUGUCUAAUUGUAGUGCCAUCCCAAAGCCACCAAAUCUUGCUGGUUCUCCUAAGAAAGCACACACUGGCAAAGAAAAUGUACCAAUCAAUGAAAUACCCCAAAUGCCUAAAUCCUCCCUUAAGAAGCGGGGCGUUUUACAAACCAAAAUCUUGCAAGAUCCCUGCGGUCAGAAAGAGGCAGAAGGAGAUUUGAGUGUUAAAUCAAAUGCCCAGGAGAACAAGGAUGAGAUAGCUGGUGGUGGUGCUAGUUACCUCCACAAAAAUGAAACCUUAAGCUCUGGUCUGGAUGAGGGGAGUCUCAUUUCUGUGCCCUUGCCCGACCCUAAUGUUGAAACUGUGAAGGACAUGGACCACGUGAAUAAGCAGCAUUGCACCAUCUCUUUAUCCCCUGACAUGGAGAGUGAUGAUCUGGAUGCUUUAGAUGAUAGCUGGUUUGAUGAAGCUAUGGAACACAACUUUACAGAGAAGGCCACGCCUAAGGCAAAGAAACAAAAACCAAUAAUCCCAGAGAAUGCCAUACUUAGCAGAGGACUACACAACCGGUACUGUGUUCUGGAUGUCAAGGAACUGCAGGAUUCAAGGGGACAUCUGGAAAAACAUCUCAUCAUAGCAGCUUCUCGGACAGCAGAGUUCAAGGAGCUGUGCGUUCUAAAAGAUGACUGGGAGUCUACACCUGUAAAGGUUGGUGAUCUCAUCCACCUGGAGGGCAAGUGCAACUCUGAUUCAUGGACCAUCCAAAGAGAUUCUGGGUACUUGAUUCUAACCCCUGAUCUUCUUCUUUCUGGCACAAGUGUUGCAAACAGCAUCCGAUGCAUGAGGCGUGCUGUGCUGAGUGACCGGUUUAAGGCUUCUGAUGGCAGCUCCAAACAGAUGCUAGUAGGUACAAUGCUUCACGACAUUUUCCAGAAGGCUGCUAUUUUCAGUGACUUUUCAGAGGACAUGUUACAUGAAUUAGCUCGUAAAACAUUAUUGGCACCAAGAUACCUCGGAGACAUGUACAGCAUGAAGCUGAAUCAAACCGAGCUGAAGCAGGAAGUAGAUGAGUACCUGCCCUCUCUAGCAAGCUGGGCCCGAGACUUCCUUGAACCAUCACCCCAGGCUGGCCAGAAGCCACUGCAGUUGAAACUCCAGAGUGAUGGGAACAUAAGCAAGCAGGAAUCUACCUGCAAUGUUACCAUAACAGAAUUCCUGGACAUUGAAGAGAAUAUUUGGUCGCCUCGAUUUGGUCUAAAGGGCAAGAUUGACAUCACUGCAACCGUAAAAAUCCACAGGAGAUCCAAAACACAGCAGCGAGUUAUGCCUCUGGAACUAAAAACUGGCAAGGAAUCAAACUCUAUUGAACACCGAAGCCAGGUUACUUUGUAUACCCUAAUGAACCAAGAAAAAAGGAAAGAUCCAGAAGCUGGAUUUCUCAUCUACCUCAAGUCUGGCAACAUGCACCCAGUUCCUGGGGACCACAUGGAUAGGAGAGAGUUGCUUAAACUGAGGAAUACUUUGGCUUUCCACCUUGACAAUGCUAUUCAGCAAACAGCAGAAGGUCAACCAAAAGCUGCCCCUCUACCACCAGUGAUCAACAAUACGCAGAUAUGCAAGUUUUGUCCUCAAAGGAGAAACUGUGCAAUAUUUAGCAGGGUUGAAGAGUAUCCAGUUGCCAUGGAAGAGAUGACCGUCGAAAUCCCUCAUUCUUUUUUCACCCAGGAAUGCUCCCAUUUGAGAGAGGAGCACUUGCAAUACUUCAGCAAGUGGUAUCUGCUUUGUGCCUUGGAGAGCCAAAGUACUGAGCGCCGUGGGGGGCGUAAAAAUAUAUGGCUGCUUUCACCUGAAGAAAGGCAAAAAUCUGGCGGGUGUCUUGGAAACCUUAUGAGGACUGGACUUGUGCAGACUCUUUCUGAUAAUCGAUACCUGACUCGGUUUCAGCUCCGCAGAGGAGGAACCUUUGCAGUGACAUUCAUGGUAGGAGACAGAGUUGUUGUGAGUGACCAGCAGGAAAAACUCUUUGCUUUAUCAUCGGGAUACAUUACUGAUGUGAGCAGCACCCAGGUAUCCUGCAUGCUAGACAGAAACCUUUCAAAGUAUCCCUCGGAGGCCGUGUUCAGACUGGACCAAGAUGAAGGGGUUGGUGGCAUGGAUACACACUUGGGAAACAUUUCCAAGCUCAUGGAAAAUUCUCCUAUUAGUGACAGGCUCAGAGAGCUGGUAGUGGAUCUUCGUCCACCAGAAUUCAUUCAGCAUUUGAGCUCGGUUUUGCCUCGAGGAGCAAAGGACACAGUAGCCAGCAUCUUAAAAGGAUUAAACAAACCCCAGAAGCAGGCCAUGAAGCGGGUACUUCUUUCCAAAGAUUAUACUCUUAUUGUUGGCAUGCCUGGCACAGGCAAGACCACCACAAUAUGCAAUCUGGUGCGGAUUCUUCAUGUGUGUGGCUUUAGUGUCCUAGUAACUAGCUACACUCAUUCAGCAGUGGACAAUAUCUUAUUGAAACUAAAGAAGUUUAAAGUUGGGUUUUUACGGCUGGGGCAGCUUCACAAGGUACACACAGACAUCCGUCCCCAUACUGAUGAGGAGAUUUGCAAAAGCAGAUGUGUGCAGGCACUGGAGGAGCUGGAGCAGCUUUACAACAGUGAGCUGGUUGUGGCAAGUACCUGCAUGGGAGUGAAGCACCCCAUCUUUAGCAGGAGACGUUUUGACUUCUGCAUUGUCGACGAAGCCUCUCAGAUCAGCCAGCUUAUCUGCCUGGGGCCCCUGUUCUAUGCUAAACGCUUCGUGCUGGUUGGGGACCAUCAACAGCUACCUCCCAUAGUGCGGAACGUAGAAGCCAGAGCUCUAGGCAUGGAUGAAAGCUUAUUUAAACGUCUUGAGAGGCACAGUGAAGCUGUUGUCCAGCUGAACGUACAGUACAGAAUGAACAGCAAAAUUAUGUCUCUCAGUAACACUUUGGUGUAUGAAGGCAAGUUGGAAUGUGGAUCUGAGAAAACUGCCAGCGGCGUGGUCCAGCUUCCUGCAAAAGACAUUGUUCACCUCGAGUUGGAAUUUUCAGCAGGCCCUGAAAACUGCCAUUGGAUAAAGAAGGCUUUAGAACCAGAACACCCAGUUUGCUUCCUGGACACCGCUGAGGUUCCAGCCCUUGAGACUAUCGAGCAGGGAGGUAUUAGCAAUGCUACGGAGGCUGCUUUGGUCUUCUGUCUUGUGCAAGCAUUUAUCAAGGCUGGCUGCAAAGGAUCAAAUAUUGGAGUGAUUGCCCCAUAUCGACAGCAGCUGCAAGCAAUCUCUGCUCUGUUGGCACGUCCAGAGUUCAAAGUGGUGGAGGUGAACACUGUUGACAAGUACCAGGGCCGCGAUAAAAGUGUCAUUAUUGUGUCAUUUGUUAGGAGCAACAGUGAUGGACAUCUUGGUGAGCUCCUACAGGACUGGAGACGCCUUAAUGUUGCGAUCACCAGAGCAAAGCACAAGCUCAUCAUGCUUGGUUGUGUACCCACACUGCGCCGCUACAUACCAUUGGAGAAGCUACUGAAGCAUCUAGAAGCAGAAGAUAUGAUUUUUCAGCUUCCUCGCGGAGCCCAUGAAGCAGCCUACAACCUGUUCAGAUGAAUGUGAAGUUCUCCUGAGGUUUGAUGCAGUUGUCUGCCUUUCUUGAGUCUCCCUCUAAAGUAUUGUUAAAUUUUUAGCUUCAUGAAAUGUUGCACAGACAUUUUAAUCCCAAAACACAAAAGUGCUUGCUUGGCACGCCCAGGCACCAUGAACUUGCCGUUUUUCUUCUGGUACGUUUGACUUUUUAUUGAGAGUAAUGACUGGCAUAAGGGCUUUGGUAUUUCUGUGAGAAGCUCCUUAUCGCCAUAAGCUGCUACCCAUCUAAUUUAUUCACGUUAAUUUUUUCCCCCAAAAGUUAAAUGCAAGUGUUAAACGGAUGUUGCUACAACAACAGUAAAAAACAUUUUUUUAAUUGUAGGAAUACAUAAAUGUUUGCUUAAGACUGUCUGCUUCAGAAGAUUCUCCAGGUUUUCUGUUUUAGAGGCAGACUAAUUUGUUUCAUGAGCCACAAGCCAGGAAUCCACUGAUACUCGUAUGUUGGUGCUUUAUUGUGUAAAAGUUCUGCCACAAAAUCCCUUUACAUGUGAAAGGAAAAAUUUGUUGUUCUCUCCGUAUAUCGAUGAGAAAUUAAACCGAACUGUCUGGUAUAAAAUCAUAAAGAGUAAAACUGAAUCCUUAGACACAGCACAAGAAGCAGGCAGAAGAAUUAUCUGAUCUUUAAAUCAUUCAACUGUAGUGAGGUGGAGCUCAUGAAAUCUUCACAAGGCUAUCGUCCAUACGGAGAUAAUAAAACCGGGUUUCGCUUAGUACACUUGUCUGAAGUAGGCACGGAUUUAUGGGCAGAUGACUGGGAUUUUAAUGACCAUGUUGUUGUUUUUUCUCCUUUUUGUCAGUGAUUGUUUAAAAGUGUAAAUUAAGUUGAUUUCUUUUCUUAUGAUGUUGCUGCUGCUCCUCACGUCUUGAUGAGAAAUAUGGAUAUUCAUGUUAAAGACACAUUCUCUGCUGCUUUGCUGAGUUCAGCCUUCAUUUUGAAGCUGCUACUGGUGGUACAAGUUGAACGGUUCGCCACAUUGGAUUUUGGAGUCUGCCUUUAAGUUAACAUCAAACAGCAGGACGUCACUCUGCUGCUGCUUUCUCAUUUGCUGCUCCGUCCAUGCAGCGUUCACAAAGGCAGCCUUAAAAACUGACAGGCUUCCUCCAUUUUUCAAAUUGAACAAAAUGUAUUGUUAACUUUAGACAAAUAUUUGAAUGUUCUUAUUGUAUUUAUUUAUUGUUUUUUUUUUUAAUGAUUUGUGGCAGCUUUGUGUGUUUUAUACUGUGAUACUAAUCUGGGAGAUCAUAAUUAAUAUGUUUAAAAUAUGCACUGUUUAAAAUAAAAGUAUUAUUAAAAGGAA
Erpetoichthys calabaricus (reedfish) is the source of this 5816-nucleotide messenger RNA. It is a transcript of the gene dna2, whose product is annotated as DNA replication helicase/nuclease 2. The transcript is spliced from 23 exons. Gene Ontology annotation, cellular component: cytoplasm. NCBI's taxonomy places the organism in Eukaryota, Metazoa, Chordata, Cladistia, Polypteriformes, Polypteridae. Gene Ontology annotation, biological process: replication fork reversal. Bases 259 to 4482 code for a protein of 1407 amino acids. Gene Ontology annotation, molecular function: 5'-flap endonuclease activity; single-stranded DNA helicase activity. The record is from RefSeq and is a predicted model, not a curated record.